This is a messenger RNA of Aspergillus melleus, 2232 nucleotides long. RefSeq names its product anoctamin family protein. The record is from RefSeq and is a predicted model, not a curated record. The transcript has 5 exons. Lineage: Eukaryota; Fungi; Ascomycota; Eurotiomycetes; Eurotiales; Aspergillaceae. Gene Ontology annotation, biological process: chloride transmembrane transport. Gene Ontology annotation, molecular function: chloride channel activity. The coding region runs from base 1 to 2232 and encodes 743 amino acids. Gene Ontology annotation, cellular component: cortical endoplasmic reticulum.
AUGUCUUCCACGGCACCCAAGGAUGAUGCGCCGGCGCACCAAAAGAACAACCAUGUGGACUACGUCAUUCAAUUCAGCUUCAGCGGCGCGGAUCCAGCACAAGCGACGUCGCAGCUCGAAUCGCUUCUUCGGAGACUAUCGGAGGUAGGCCUGCAGACUGAAGUGAGGGAGGGGGAUGAAACGACCGUGCUCGUCUUCGUCCGCGCAUCGAGGAAGAAGCAUCUCCGACAUGCGGUUUAUCAAUCACGCAUACGUGACUGGCUCUACGGAGUCCGCCACGACGAGCCCGAAUCCGAGACCUCCGCCGAACCGCAAACCGAAUCCGAACGUCUCCGUGUGAUAUAUCAUAUGAUUACAGUCCCCAAGGAAGCAGGCGGUGCCGGGAUCAGUCCGAGACACGGGGAGUGGGAAAAUGUGCUCGCAAUCUUUCCGCUGCACGACGUCGACACAAAUAACGAUUGCAUCCGAGAUUGGAGCAAGAAGACAUUCUUGUCGCCGGAGGAUUUGGACCAGAUCCGGAACACAUUCGGAGAAAGUGUCGGGUUUUAUUUCGCGUUUCUGCAGUCAUACUUUAAAUUCCUGCUGUUUCCGGCUGCCUUUGGAUUCUCGUGUUGGCUUUUGUUGGGGUCGUACUCUAUCAUCUAUACCAUUGUUAACUCUCUCUGGGGUAUCAUCUUCGUGGAAUAUUGGAAGCGCCAGGAGGAGGACCUCAGCUGUCGCUGGCAGACCAAGGGUGUUUCGGCCGUUCGCGCCAAGAGAAGACAAUUCAUUCCGGAUAAAGAGGUCCACGAUGAGAGCACUGGUGAGGUUCGGGGUGUGUUUUCGGCAUCGCGACGGAUGUAUCGUCAGCUGCUUCAGGUCCCGUUUGCUCUGCUAUCGACAGUAGCUUUGGGUCUUAUCAUUGGGACGUGUUUCGCCAUUGAGAUUUUUAUCUCCGAGAUUUACAACGGACCGCUCAAGACAUAUCUGGUCUUCAUUCCUACUAUCUUGCUUUCUGCGCUCAUUCCGACCAUGAGCACUGUCCUGGUGAAUGUCGCAACCAGACUUACCGAUUACGAGAACUACGAAACCCAACCAGCAUACGAUGUGGCAUUGACACAGAAAGUUUUUGUCAUCAAUUUUAUCACAUCCUACCUCCCAAUCUUCCUGACCGCAUUUGUCUACGUGCCCUUUGCCAGCCGCAUCGUGCCGUAUCUCGACGUGUUCCAGUUGACUGUUCGGCCGUUUGUCUCGAAAGAGCAUGCGGCGACAAUGCAUACCGAAUUCAACAUCGACCCCGACCGUCUGCGGAAACAAGUCAUUUAUUUCACCGUUACUGCUCAGGUGGUCAAUUUCGCCCAGGAAGCCAUUCUCCCGAUGGUCAAGCAGCAUCUUCUACGCAAGUACAAGGCGUACAAACGAAAGCAAUCCGCCAAGACAGACUCGGACAGUGAUUCGGACACCAAGCGCACACCUGUAGCACAGUUUGAUGACGCCCCAGAAGAGUCCGAUUUCCUCAAGCGAGUUCGCAACGAGACCGAGCUAGAAGACUACGACGUCACGGAUGAUCUCCGCGAAAUGUGCAUCCAGUUCGGAUACCUCGCCCUCUUCUCGCCCAUCUGGCCCUUGGUGCCCGUUUCCUUCCUGAUCAACAACUGGGUGGAGCUUCGAUCCGACUUCUUCAAAAUCUGCGUCGAAUGCAAACGCCCCUGGCCGCAACGCGCCGACACUAUCGGUCCCUGGCUCGAAAGCCUCAGCUUCCUCUCCUGGGUCGGAAGCAUCACCAGCGCCGCCUUGCUCUACAUGUUCAGUGCCGGCCACGAGGGGCCCAACGGCGAGCCGACCACCAUCCAAGGCUGGGCCCUUCUCCUAACCAUCUUCUUCUCCGAGCACAUCUACCUCGCGAUCCGCUAUGCCGUGCGGGCCGCCAUGGCCAAGCUCGAGCCCCCGAACGUGCGAAAGGAGCGCUCGGACCGCUACAACAUGCGCAAGCGGUACCUGGAUUCGACGCUCAGCACCAAGGUCAGCGACGACGAGGGCGACGAGGUCCCGUAUAACGAUCAGUCCCAGGAGGUCUCGCAGAUCAGUCGGGCCACGUUGGAAGAGGAUGCUCGGACUUGGUCUCGUCACGGCACGGAUCCUGCGGAACGGUUCUGGAUGCGCCAGAAGGGGUGGAAGGAGUCGGCUCAUGUCGGUUCGGCUAUUAUCCAGUCCUUGUCGAUUGUACAGGAGGGAACGAAGAAGGAGCAGUGA